AUGAGCACAACCAAUCCUUGCGCGGGGAAAUAUCAAUUAUCAUCUCUCUCCAAUUUCUCCAGAACUAUAAAAAUACAGUCCGACAUUACUGUACCAUUCAAUGUUUCUCGCAGAAGAAGAGCGCUUUCCUUGAGAGCCUGUGGAGAGAAGAAGAGCGGACCGCNAAUUUUUUUGAGUCUAGAAGAGGCUGGUUUGGUUGAAAUUUCCGGCCUCAGCAGCCAUGAGCGGUUUUUAUGUCGAUUAACGAUAUCGUCGCUGAAUCUAUUGAGAGUGAUUUCGGAGCAGGAAGGAUGUUCAAUUGAGGAGCUGAAUGCGGGGAAGAUUUGUGAUUGGUUUGUCAAGGAUAAGCUGAAGAGAGAACAGAAUUUGGACUCUGCCGUUCUCCAAUGGGAUGAUUCCGAAUUCCUAAUGUAA
This is a messenger RNA of Fraxinus pennsylvanica, 414 nucleotides long. Lineage: Eukaryota; Viridiplantae; Streptophyta; Magnoliopsida; Lamiales; Oleaceae. The record is from the annotation of a GenBank genome assembly.